AUCAGUGACCGCCUGCCGUCUGAGUAAACAUGUCACUGGGGAAUAUAGGUGAUCUUUUUAAAACCGCAGAUGAACAACCUCAACAGAUAGAAGCGCUCAUUUCAGGCACUAUACCGACGUGGAUAAAAGGCGGUCUCUUACGCAAUGGGCCAGGAAAAUUUGAGGUCGGCAAAGACAAAUACAAUCACUGGUUUGAUGGACUUUCACUGAUACAUCGGUUUGACUUCGACAAUGGUGUGGUCAAAUACCACAGCCGGUUCCUCGAGAGUGAUUCCCGUGCCGAGGCUAUAAAGAAAAAUCGGAUAGUUGUGACUGAGUUUGGGACGGUUACUGCGCCAGAUCCAUGUAUGAACAUUUUCCAAAGAUUCGCUUCGUAUUUCACUCGUCCGACUCCGACGGAUAACAAUGCGGUUUCCAUUACACCUCUUGGAGAUGGCGUGUAUGCAGCCACCGACUCGAGAAUCCUUCGAAGGAUCAACCCUGAAACACUAGACACAGGGGAGAGGGUUGACAUUUCCCAAUUGGUAGCAGUUAACGUGGUCGCAGCCCAUCCCCAUACUGACCCCGAUGGAACGUAUUACAACUUAGGUACGAACAUAAAAUCAGGAUGUUACCACGUGAUAAAGAUAUCACCUGGAGCAAACAAAGCCGAUCCAGUAGAAGGGGCCGAGAUUCUACAUACCAUUCCUAUGGAGAAUAGUUGGAAACCGGCUUACUACCAUAGUUUCUCAAUGACCGUAAACUACAUUAUCUUUCACGAGCAGCCCUAUAGAUUAAAUGCGUUGGGACUUCUUACACGAAAUUUCUCCAGGAAGGGCAUUGAUAAGUUUAUGGAAUUUGAUCCGAGUCUCAAGUCAAUAUUUCACAUUUGUGAUAAAAGAACAGGAGAAGUGCGAUUGCUAAAGUAUGUCACCAAACCAUUUGUGAACUUCCAUACCAUUAACGCCUAUGAGAAGGACGACCAUCUUAUAGUAGACGUAUGUGCAGCUAAUGACGGGGGUCAAUACGAUACAUUAUACUUGCGCAGUCUUGGAAAGUUGGUUGAUUCUAAAGAUCUGGAUAAACAAUUGACAAACGGCCAGUUAACACAUCCGAGAAGAUUUUUAUUACCGCUAAAUAUAUCUAAAGAUGGUCCUAGAAAUGUGAAUCUCGUCAAACUAGAGGAUGGCUUUACUUCCGCUACUGCGACAUUAAGGGACGAUGGCUUUGUUCACUUGACAUAUGAGCCUCUACAUGACGAUGAAGCUCCCAAUAUAGGAUUUGACUUUCCUAGAAUGAACUAUAAUUUCUAUAAUGGGAGGCCAUAUAGGUACUGUUAUGGGAUGCGGUUCACUAUUCCUGCAGAUAGACUCAUGAAACUCGAUGUUCAGAAUAAGACGAUGCAGGAAUGGCAAGAGGAUGAUUGCUAUCCAUCAGAGCCCAUUUUUGUCCCUGCUCCCGAUGCAUUGAAAGAGGAUGAAGGUGUUGUGCUAUCUCUGGUCUUGAGCCCAAGCAAGGAUAAGUCUACGUUCCUCUUGGUAUUGGAUGGGGAAUCCUUUAAGGAACUUGGGAGGGCAACUAUUCCUUACGAUGUUCCAUAUGGACUUCAUGGAGCGUUUGUGUGAAGAACAGUUUUUUCAACGAGUAUGGACCUACAUGCGACUAUUACUAAAUUUCCGAACAUUUAAAGGGCCACUUUGCUUAUUUUCAAUGUUUUGGGCAAAAUAGAC
Molecule: messenger RNA, 1709 nt
Organism: Owenia fusiformis
Lineage: Eukaryota; Metazoa; Annelida; Polychaeta; Sabellida; Oweniidae
Source: the annotation of a GenBank genome assembly